This is a messenger RNA of Culex pipiens pallens (northern house mosquito), 1010 nucleotides long. Its product is annotated as perlucin-like. Gene Ontology annotation, molecular function: signaling receptor activity. The record is from RefSeq and is a predicted model, not a curated record. The transcript has 2 exons. Bases 49 to 540 code for a protein of 163 amino acids. Lineage: Eukaryota; Metazoa; Arthropoda; Insecta; Diptera; Culicidae.
UUGCCUUCAAGAUAUCGCCACUCUUAAGUUUGAUUCGUCCUCGUAACGAUGUCAAAAGCGACUGCUCUGUUGUUGGUGAUCCUGACCGCCCUCCACGGCUCCGAACCGCAGGUGAAGUGCACUGGCCUGUCCAAGUACUUUGUUCCGAAUUUCACCGCCAACUGGUUCAAAGCGAGCGAGUACUGCCACUACCUCGGCAUGCGACUGGCCAUCGUGGCCAACCAGCGGGACCAGGCCAACCUGAUCGAGCUGGUCAAGGGCACGGACAAGUACGGCAACGCCAGCACCGAGUUCUGGAUCGGGGCGAGUGACCUCGCCGAGGAGGGCCACUUUUACUGGCACGCCAGCGGGACCAGGGUGUUGUUUGCAAAUUGGAAGCAAAAUCAGCCGGACAACGCUGGGAAGGUGGAGCAUUGCGUCGAGGUUCGGUACAUUCCGGCGCACGGCUGGGUGUGGCACUGGAACGAUCGGGACUGCUUGCAGAGGCGGUACUUUGCGUGUGAGGCGCUGGAGAUCGGCAAGGAGAUUACGCUGUUUUGAGGCGUUGUUGUUAUCGCAGGCUUCAUGAAAUAAAGUCAAAAAAUCCCCUUUCGACUUCAACUUCAGUCUCGAAUCACAGUUCUUCUGAUAGAGAUGUCGAAGUUGGUUCUACUGUUUCUGAUUGUGGCUGCGUUCCAUAGCUCAGCACAACUAGCUCGUUGCAUUGGACUUCACAAGUAUUUCUUCCCAAACUUUAAGGUUCGUCUUCCAAAUCCACUUUUUCAAAACCUCUAACCAAGAAAUUCCAGGCAAACUGGUUCAAGGCCAAUGAGUAACGUCAUGAUUCGAAUUCCCGGACGCUUCGAAACCCGGACACUUCAUUUUGUUUUAUCAAUUAUUUGAAUAUAAGUUCGCAUUAUGAAUGCCAAAACUGUGUUAUUUGAUGAACUCCAAAAUCAACUUUAAUUUAAAGUUUGUUUGAACGCUGUAGUUAAUGCCAAAACAAUUAAAUACAAUAAAAUUAUAAGUUU